This is a messenger RNA of Tachysurus vachellii, 4697 nucleotides long. It is a transcript of the gene mylk2, whose product is annotated as myosin light chain kinase 2. Gene Ontology annotation, molecular function: ATP binding; protein serine/threonine kinase activity. The record is from RefSeq and is a predicted model, not a curated record. Gene Ontology annotation, biological process: protein phosphorylation; positive regulation of apoptotic process; intracellular signal transduction. The coding region runs from base 355 to 3060 and encodes 901 amino acids. The transcript is spliced from 16 exons. Gene Ontology annotation, cellular component: cytoplasm; nucleus. Lineage: Eukaryota; Metazoa; Chordata; Actinopteri; Siluriformes; Bagridae.
CAUCUUUUCAGAAAAUGUGCCCCCUAGUUGAAUGUGAGCAGCCUUACAUACCUCAUUUAUCAGUUACUAUUCAAAACUCCCAUCCAAUCAUGUCCCCUGCUUGGUCUGGCUAUUUCUGGUGCAGUGGCUACUGGGCUCAGAUAAAGGAAGAAUCUGAAAGGUUGUUGCACUGGUAGUUUCAGGGGGAACUGAACAUUGUCCCUCAACCAUUCUCUCUGAGCUUAUGGUCUCUUCAUGAAGACUUGAUAUUCGUCUACGUUCUCUGUAGCUUGUUGCCUGCUACUGCUAGUAAACGUGUGGUCUGUAAAAUGGCCUGCUUCUGCUGCCUGUGACCCAGCCGCUGUGGAGGUCAAGAUGGAUGACCUGCACCGUAAACUAGACCAGCUUUUAGCGCAUAGCUUUGAGGGAAGCUGCCCAACUUGUGGGAUGUGCACCCAUCACAGCCGGCAGCAAGAGGCUACAGCCAGCCAGCUCUCAGCUCAGGCCAAGAUACUCGAGAACCUGGAAAGGAACGUCAUGGACCUGAAGAAUGCGCUGGAGGAAUUGACGCAAAGUCUAGAAGGGAGUAUUUGUGAAAAAAUGGCUGUACCUUUAGCAGCUCUGCAAAGGAGGAAAUCGUUGCCUGUACGCACGUCGGUGGAUGAAGUCUAUGUGCAGUUGGAUAAACUCAGAGAUCAAAAAAUAAUCCAGCGUACGUUUAAUGCACCCUGUGGGAAAGGUCAGGAAGAGAUUCUGAUUGAAGCCACAGAAGGUGAGGGGCUAAGAGACGGCAGAUCGUCACUCAGAUAUGACCGUGCAGAAAGCAAAGCUAACAAAGAUAUAAUAAAAGUGACCCCAUGCUCCACAACACCACUGUUUGGGAAUAAAUCACCAAAUAUUGCCAAGAUCGGAGAAGCAAAAUCAUUAAGUACAAAUAGUUCCAAGACAGCAGGAGUGGCCGGUUGUACAGCUGCAGUGACCGCAAAGAUGGAUACACUUACAGUUCCAUCAAAGAUGCAUAUUCCACCACCAGAAGUGAUUACACCUCCACCAGCAAGGAGAAGUCCACCACCACUGGAAAUGACUAUGCCAAAACCAAAGAUGAGUACGGAUCCACCAAAAAUGGAGACACCUUCAGCAAAGAUGAUCGUUCCUCCACAAAAGGUUGCACCAACUACAAAAAGCGCACCAGCAACAACACAAACCCUAAAACCAAAAAUCACACAAGCUCCUUUUCCAUUUAAAGCAACGGUGUCUUCACCUACCACAACAACCUUACAAACUUCACUAGCAGGAUCUACAACCAUAGCAACAAAUCAGAAGAUCCCUGGUUUAUGGACUGCUUCAGUCACAACAUCUCCAACGUCUGUAUCCAGUAGUUUUCCAAGGUUUAAUGUAACAGAGAAUGCUCCACCACCAUCAUCAGUCCAUAGUCUUCAAAAGGAAAGUUUGGGAGUUCCUGUUGUAACGUCACAAGGCAAAGAGAUGUCUCUGCAAAAAUCUGCGCAAUCGCUUGUGUCGGAAACACUCGACUCAAACGUAUCCCAGCCAAACAGCACUGCCCCAAGACUAAUAAAGACAAAAGAUGAACUGCUAUCACCAAAGACAACUGGUCCUUUGCUCACAUGCUUGGUCACCUCCAAACUCAAUCCUCCACCAAAAUCCCCAGCAACAGAGAACAUCACACCAAGCCAUAAACUUCCAAAGGCUCCGGUAUCAACACCACAAAACAUAGACAAGCCUUCAACAAAUGCACAAACAACAAAAACACUUACAACGAAAUCAUCUACCGUGUCACCCGUCUCAUCAUCAGCGGCGACUUCCUUUCUCCAACAUGUCUACAGCUGUCCCGAAUCCUUGCAAAGUCUUCAGGCCCACGGGGGAAAGGCUGAGCCUGCGACCACAGUAACACCACCUUUUGGGAAAUCUGGGAACGGGCCAACAGGAAUCACCUGCACCAGACCGCAAAAGACUGGAGGGAUACAAAUUAAAAUAAGUCCUGCGUCUGAGAAAACCACAAAUCAAAAUGUCAAAAUACCCCCCAAGACCUGCUUCAAAAUUAUAGAUGAUGUUCCUCCACAGCCUGCACCUUUCUCACAUCGGUGUGUGUCUCUAAAGACGAGCCCGCCGUCUGACUUCAGCAUCCACACUCGAGAAGUGCUGGGAGGUGGUCGGUUUGGCAAAGUGCACAAAUGCACAGAGAUUAAAAACGGGCUUAGACUGGCAGCGAAGAUCAUCAGUACCAGAUGUGCCAAAGAGAGGGAAAUGGUGUUGAACGAGAUCGAAGUAAUGAACCAACUGAAUCACGCCAACAUCCUUCAGCUGUUUGAUGCUUUCGAGACCAAAAAUCAAGUAGUGCUGGUUCUGGAGUAUGUGGAAGGAGGGGAGCUGUUUGAGAGGAUCGUGGAUGAGAGCUGCCCCCUGACCGAGGUGGACGCCAUGGUGUUUGUGAAGCAGAUAUGCGAGGGCGUCCAGUACAUGCACCAGAUGUACGUCCUUCACCUCGACCUAAAGCCCGAGAACAUCCUUUGUGUGAAUCGGUCCAGUCAUCAGAUCAAGAUCAUCGACUUUGGGCUUGCCAGAAGGUACAAACCACGAGAGAAGCUCCGAGUUUCAUUCGGGACACCUGAGUUCCUGGCACCAGAGGUGGUCAACUUUGACUUUGUUUCCUUCCCUACAGAUAUGUGGACUCUAGGAGUUGUCACAUACAUGCUAUUAAGUGGUCUUUCUCCAUUUCUGGGUGACGAUGACAGCGAAACCCUAAACAACGUAUUAACAGUAAACUGGUAUUUUGACGAGGAGACAUUUGAGCAUGUCUCAGCUGAGGCCAAAGACUUCGUGUCCAACCUGCUCAUCAAAGAGAGGGGCGGACGUCUUAGUGCUGCUCAGUGUCUUAAGCACCCCUGGCUGAAUAAUAUAUCAGAGAAAGCAAAGGGGAGCAAUAUUAUCCUAAAGUCGCAGGUUCUCCUCAGGAAAUACAUGGCCAGGCGGUUGUGGAAGAAAAACUAUAUCGCUAUAGCAGCAGCCAACAGGUUUAAGAAGAUCGGCAGCUCGGGAUCACUCACAUCGCUGGGAAUUUGACGUUCCUUUUCACUGACUUGCACCAAUAACUUAACGUUAUUUUAUCAUGCCCACUGUUCAGGAGAUCGUUUUAAUAUUGAAAGUGAAAACUGAAGUAAUGUUAGUUCUAUAAAUAGAUUUUAUUCCUGCCUCAUGCACAGUGUUUCCAGGAAAGGCUCCAGAGACACCAUGACCCUGAUCAGGAAAAAGUGGUUACUAAUGUUUGCAAUGUUAGAUAUUUAGCUCAAGUUAAAAGGCAAACCGGGGGGGGCACGGUGGCUUAGUGGUUAGCACGUUCGCCUCACACCUCUAGGGUCGGGGUUCGAUUCCCGCCUCCACCUUGUGUGUGUGGAGUUUGCAUGUUCUCCCCGUGCCUCGGGGGUUUCCUCCGGGUACUCCGGUUUCCUCCCCCGGUCCAAAGACAUGCAUGGUAGGUUGAUUGGCAUCUCUGGAAAAAUUGUCCCUAGUGUGUGAUUGCGUGAGUGAAUGAAAGUGUGUGUGUGCCCUGCGAUGGGUUGGCACUCCGUCCAGGGUGUAUCCUGCCUUGAUGCCCGAUGACGCCUGAGAUAGGCACAGGCUCCCCGUGACCCGAGGUAGUUCGGCUAAGCGGUAGAAGAUGAAUGAAUGAUAAAAGGCAAACUGACAUCACAGUUCCCAAGAACAAUGAAUAUGAAGUAAUACUUAACUAGUACUAAAAGGGGGAACAGUGUAUUAGUGAGCAUGUUUGCCUGCAGGUUUGGGGUAUGAUAACUGCCUUUGAACCUGUGUGUUUGGAGUUUGCAUGUUCUCCCAGUGCUUUGUUGGUUUCCUUAACCAGCACAAAGACACGCGUUGUAGGUUGAUCGGCAUCUCUAAAUUGUCUGUAUUGUGUCUAUUAAUAAGCACAAGAGUAAAUAAAAAGACAAUAAACACCACAUGGAAAUCGCUUCAUCAGACUACUAAAGAAAACACUUUGUAUUGUAACACUGAUGUAUUGAUACUGAUUGAUUCCCUACUAUCACAUGGCACUCAAGGCACCAGGCAGAUAAACUGGAUGGGGUGUCAACACAUUGCAUGGUACAAUCACACACCAGGCCAUUUUAGAGAUGCCAAUCAGCCUACAAUGCAUGUCUGAACCUCAGUACAAAUCUGGAGCAUACAGAGGAAACCUCCAAAGAACAUGCAAACUUCCUGACGAAAGGGUUGAAGUGGGAAUCGAACCACCAACUGCACAAGUGUAGGGCGACCGUGAUAACCACUACCACCAUGCCCUUCGUCACAAAAACCCUUAUUUUUCAGCAUUUACCGUUUUAUAUUGACUUUACCUGAGUUUUUCCUCUCAAAACUUACACACAGCUAUGUUCCAUGCACCAUGACCCAACACUGGAAAAGGGACUUCCGAUAUGCUUUGUUUCCUUGUUUCAUUUCUUCUGUGGAAAUAGCUGUAAUAAAUAAUGUCUGUUAGUGUUCUAAACAUCAUGAUUAUUUUUUCUAAAAGGUCAAAGUUUAGUUUCUAUUAUAUGCUUUAUAUUUGCAAUUCUCUCUCUCUCUCUCUCUCUCUCUCUCUCUCUCUCUCUCUCUCUCUCUCUCUCUGUCUCUCUCUCAGUAUUCUAUGUAUAUUGCUAUAACAUAAGUUUCCUCAGUGUCUUCAUUUGUAAUCUUGAUUUGUAUUGGAAUAA